UUUAUUCCAGGAUACCACUAGUGUUUUCCCGGCUUCAUUCUCUCCCCCAUUUCCAUUAGGAUCGCUACUUCGUCGACUCUCCUUAUCUUCUCCACUCGUCCAAACCUAGCGAAUCCCUCUUACGUACUUCCAUCUAGCUUUCGCCUAGACUUUCUCCCUUAUCUCCGAACCCUAACUCUAACAACCUGCGGAAGUUCACCCACUAGGGUUCCGCUUACCAUGCCGUCCAUCCUCGUCCCUGGCAAGAUCCACCGCCUGGAGCUCGAGAAUUUCAAAUCCUACAACGGAAGGCAGACCAUCGGCCCCUUCUCCGACUUCACCGCCAUCAUCGGCCCCAACGGCUCCGGCAAGUCCAACCUCAUGGACGCUAUCAGCUUCGUGCUUGGUGUCCGCUCUGCCCACCUCCGUGGAUCCCAGCUCAAGGAUCUCAUAUAUGCUUUCGAUGACAGCGAUAAGGAGAAGAGGGGGAGGAGCGCCUUCGUCCGUCUCGUCUAUCUCAUGGCGAACGGGGCAGAACUCCAGUUCACUCGGGCCAUCACUAGCGCUGGCAGCAGCGAGUACCGGAUCGAUGGACGCGCCGUGGGAUGGGAUGAGUAUAAUGCGAAGCUCAAAUCGAUUGGCAUCCUUGUGAAGGCACGAAACUUCCUCGUCUUUCAGGGUGAUGUUGAGUCAAUUGCCUCAAAGAAUCCUAAAGAACUUACUGCUCUGCUUGAACAAAUUUCUGGAUCUGAUGAGCUUAAGAAAGAUUAUGAGGAUUUGGAGGAGCAGAAAGCUCAGGCUGAAGAAAAAUCAGCACUUGUUUAUCAGGAAAAGAGAACAAUCGUGAUGGAGCGAAAGCAAAAGAAAGCACAAAAGGAAGAGGCAGAGAAACAUAUGCUUCUACAAGAAGAGCUGAAAUCUUUGAAGAUAGAACAUUUCCUAUGGCAACUUUUCAAUAUUGAAAAUGAGAUGGAAAAAAUCUCUGAUGAACUUGAUAAAGAAAAGAAAAAGUUGGAGGAAGUUCUCUCAUUACAGAAGGAGUGUGACUCUGAGGCAGACAUGAAAAAGAAAGAACAAGCUGGCUAUCUCAAAGAGCUGUCCAUACGGGAAAAGAAAAUUGCAAAGUUGAAACUUGAGCUUGAUAAGAAGCAACCAGAACUUCUGAAAUUGAAGGAGGAAAAAUCUCGCAUUAAUUCAAAGAUUAAAAGCAUCUUAAAAGAGUUGGAGAAAAAGAAAAAAGAUCAAAGGAAGCAUGCAGAGGAAAUAGUUAAGCUGCAGAAGGAUCUGCAAGAUAUCACUGAAGCUAUUCAUGAGCUCAAUGAGCAGGGUAAGCAGGGUUUUGGAAAACUUCAACUAGCAGAUGAUGAACUAAGUGAAUAUCACAGAAUAAAGGAAGAGGCGGGAAUGAAGACUGCUAAAUUAAGAGAUGAAAAAGAUGUUCAAGAUAGGCAAUUACAUGCAAACAUAGAGGUGGAACAGAAUUUGGAAGAAAAUCUUCAGCAGUUGCUUAAUCGAGAAAGAGAGCUGUCCUCUCAAGAGGAUGAUUCCCAUAAAAGAUUAAAGCAAUUAUCUGAUUCAGUUACAGGGUAUAAGAAGGAGCUUGAAAAGCUUAAGAAGGAACUGAGUAAGAUUACAAAAGAUCGCCAGAGUUCAGGGUCGAAAUAUCAGAGUCUAAAACAGAAACUUGAUGAAGUAGAUCUUCAAUUACGUGAGCUAAAAGCUGAUAAGCAUGAAAGUGAGCGAGAUGCUCGGCUCUCUGAAACUGUUCAGAGUCUCAAAAGGCUUUUUUCUGGGGUUCAUGGUCGUAUGACUGAACUUUGCCGUCCCUCACAGAAGAAAUAUAACCUGGCUGUCACGGUUGCUAUGGGAAAAUUUAUGGAUGCUGUGGUGGUUGAAGAUGAGAAUACAGGAAAAGAGUGUAUCAAGUAUUUGAAGGAGCAACGACUCCCUCCCCAGACAUUCAUCCCUUUGCAGUCAAUCCGUGUGAAGCCAAUAACUGAGAAAUUGCGUAAUCUAGGCGGAACUGCACAGUUGGUCUUUGAUGUGAUACAAUUUGAUCGAUCCUUGGAGAAAGCCAUCUUGUAUGCUGUUGGGAAUACUCUUGUAUGUGAUAAGCUUGAUGAAGCUAAAGCUUUAAGCUGGACAGGAGAGAGGUAUAAGGUUGUCACCACUGAUGGAAUUCUCCUCACAAAAUCUGGUACAAUGACUGGCGGGUUAAGUGGUGGAAUGGAAGCCAAGUCAAAUAAGUGGGAUGAUAGCACGAUCGAAGCUCUUAAAAAACGGAAGGAUCAGCUGGAAUCAGAAAUGGAGAGUCUUGGGUCCUUGAGAGCAUUACAAAUAAAAGAAUCUGAAACAUCUGAAAAGAUCACAGGGCUUGAAAAGAAAAUUCAUUAUGCCAAAAUCGAGGAGGCAAAUAUUCAUGAAAAGCUUUCGAAACUAACUGAUGAAAAGCACAAUAUCAGAGAGGAGAUUGAUCGCCUAAAACCUGAGCUUCAGAAGUUGAAAACUGCUAUUGCUAGAAGAUCUGAAGAGAUCCAAAAACUUGAGAAAAGGAUCAAUACAAUUGUUGAUCGAAUUUACAAGGAUUUCAGUGAAUCUGUUGGAGUGAAGAACAUUCGCGAAUAUGAAGAGGAACAACUUAAAGCUUCUCAAGAAAUGUAUGAGAGAAAGCUUAGCUUAAGCAAUCAAAUGUCAAAGUUGAAGUACCAACUAGAGUAUGAACAAAAGCGGGAUAUGAAGGCCCCAAUUGCAAAGUUGGAAUCCUCAAUUGAUUCUUUAAAGGAAGACUUGAAAGAUGUAAAACAGAAAGAAUCUAAUGCGGAGAAAGCAGCAGCAGAAAUUACAGACCAGAUGAAAAUAAUAGAAGAAAAAGCUGAUGAGUGGAAGGUCAAGUCAGAUGCGUGUGAAGAUGCUAUUGACGAACUAAAAAAAAAGAGUGACAGUUUCAAAGGAACUAUUGGGAAGCUGGAGCGAGUUAUAAAUUCUAAGGAGGCACGACUUGAACAGCUUAGAUCUAGUAAGCAAGAGGUGCUUGAUAAGUGCGAGCUUGAGCAGUUGAAACUCCCCAUGGCCAAUGAUGGAAUGGAAAUUGAAUCUUCUGGCACACAACCUGUCUUCGACUAUACUCAGCUGAGAAGAACAUAUUUGCAGGAGAUGAGAGCUUCUGAGAGAGAUAAACUUGAGUUAGAUUUCAAGCAAAGGAUGGACAAUUUGAUGGUUGAAAUUGAACGAACCGCUCCUAACUUAAAAGCACUUGAUCAGUAUGAAGCACUACAAGAGAAAGAAAAGGAAGUAAUUGAUAAAUUUGAAGCAACUAGGAAAGAAGAGAAGGAAAUAUCUGAACGAUAUAACUCUGUUAGACAAAAAAGGUAUGAACAUUUCAUGGAGGCCUUUGAUCAUAUAUCUAAAAGUAUAGACAAAAUUUACAAGCAAUUGACGAAGAGUCAAACACAUCCUCUCGGGGGGACAGCUUAUUUGAACCUAGAAAAUGAAGAUGAACCUUUCUUACAUGGAAUCAAAUAUACAGCCAUGCCCCCUACCAAACGGUUCAGAGAUAUGGAGCAGUUAUCAGGUGGUGAGAAAACGGUUGCAGCCCUUUCCUUGCUCUUUGCAAUUCACAGUUACAGGCCAUCUCCAUUCUUUAUACUUGAUGAAGUUGAUGCAGCUUUAGAUAACCUGAAUGUUGCCAAGGUUGCUGGGUUCAUUAGGUCCAAAUCAUGUGAUGGUGCUCGGAGCAGCCAAGAAAGUGAUGGAGGAUGUGGUUUCCAGAGUAUCGUGAUUUCACUCAAGGACAGUUUCUAUGACAAAGCUGAGGCAUUGGUUGGAGUUUAUAGAGACUCUGAUAAAAGCUGUUCAAGAACUUUAACAUUUGACCUAACCAAGUACAGGGAGUAAUGAAGCUUCGUCAGGAGAGCUUCAUCGUGCCUGCUACAUGCCUAUUUGUUUAAGAUGAUUGACCCUGAUCCAACACAAAUUGUUAGUUUCUGAUGAAUAUAUUGUAAAAAGGUAGUAUGUCCUUGCGUUGUUUGCCACUUUGUUGUCCAUUCGUCCAUAGCUACAUGUCUUCUUGUCUAACCAUUUGGAAGAGUUUCUUCAACACUAGCAGUUAGGAUGUCUUAGCUUUGUUUACUACAGAUACUUCUUGUUCAUAAGUAUGCAAAUGUUGAUUUGGGAUUUUUGAUUUCAUAUUUGAGGGUGGUUGUUUACCUCUAGCAA
Zingiber officinale is the source of this 4194-nucleotide messenger RNA. RefSeq names its product structural maintenance of chromosomes protein 1-like. Bases 220 to 3873 code for a protein of 1217 amino acids. Gene Ontology annotation, molecular function: protein binding; ATP binding; DNA binding. The record is from RefSeq and is a predicted model, not a curated record. NCBI's taxonomy places the organism in Eukaryota, Viridiplantae, Streptophyta, Magnoliopsida, Zingiberales, Zingiberaceae. The transcript has 18 exons. Gene Ontology annotation, biological process: sister chromatid cohesion. Gene Ontology annotation, cellular component: nucleus; chromosome; cohesin complex.